Chara braunii is the source of this 1783-nucleotide messenger RNA. The record is from the annotation of a GenBank genome assembly. Lineage: Eukaryota; Viridiplantae; Streptophyta; Charophyceae; Charales; Characeae.
CUGAAAAAGUUGAGGCUAGGAUUAAAAGCUUAGAAGUUGGAAGACCCCAUAGUCAGUGUCCUCGCAGACAACCGGACUAUGCGUGUUGAGGACUGCGUAGAGGGAGUCCAGGUGUACUUUCGCCUAGAGAAAGAUGGGAAGGUGGAAAAAGUUCUCCAUUCCCUGACUCUCCUCGUACAGGAUGACCUUCCAUUUGAUAUAGUCCUAGGCAUGGACUGGGGAAAGGCAGCAGGGGCCACGCUCCACUUGAGAGAGCAUGAGUGUAGGCUCCCUAGUCCGUCCGACGAGGUUAAGACUACCCGCCUAUUCCAUGUGGCAGGUGUAGCCAACACCUUCGCACAUUGCCGUCUCAGUGCUCCCGUGUUCGCGCGAUUAGUGAAAGAGGAGCAGUUAGAGGAUCAGGUUUUUAUAGUGUAUGUUAGACCUGCCACUAAGCCUAAGGAAGAGGUUAGUUCCACGGAUCCAGCCAUUGCCAAGCUGCUGGAAGAGUUUAAAGACUUAUCUGAGCCGCCGACAGGAGUAGUGCCGCGACCAAUCCAGCACAGGAUAGAGAUAGAGCCUGGCAGUAGAAUUCCUAAGGGAGCGGUCUACAGGAUGUCCCCUAGAGAGUUAGAGGAGCUCCGAAAGCAGUUGGACGAGCUCCUUGAGAAGGGUUGGUUUAGGUCCAGUUUGUCUCCUUUUGGAGCACCUGUUCUGUUUGUCCCCAAGAAAGAAGGAGAGCUGCGAAUGUGCAUAGACUAUAGGGGUCUGAAUGCUAUCACAGUCAAGAAUGUUGAACCACUGCCCAGGAUAGACGAUCUCUUAGAUCGGGUGCAGGGUUGUAAGUAUUUCUCCAAGAUAGAUUUGAAGUCCAGUUAUCAUCAGAUAGAGGUCCACCCUGAUGACCAGUACAAGAGUGCGUUCCGGACUCGCUAUGGGCAUUAUGAGAAGUUCGUGAGGAACUUCUCUACUAUCGCCGCUCCCUUGCGCAGGUUGCUCAAGAAAGAGGCAAUCUGGCAUUGGGAUAAAGACUGUACGUCUGCGGUAAAGAAACUAAAGCGUGCAUUGAUAGAGUAUCCUGUCCUCAAGGUAGCAGAUCCGUCUUUGCCAUUUGUCGUCACUACGGACGCAAGUCAGUAUGGGAUAGGCGCCGUAUUGCAGCAAGACGACAACAACGGCUAUAGACCCGUAGAGUUCAUGUCAGCGAGGAUUCCCUCAGAGAAGGUUGCUACCUCGACGUAUGAGCGAGAACUCUACGCUCUCGAGCAGGCUUUAGAGCAUUGGAAGCAUUACCUGCUUGGGAGGCACUUCAAGGUGUACUCAGACCACGAGAUGCUUAGAUGGUUAAAGACACAGGCCAAGAUGACACCUAAGUUGACUAUGUGGGCUGCUGAGAUAGACAAGUAUGACUUUGAGCUCAAGCCAGUGAAGGGCAAGUACAAUGUAGUUGCGGAUGCUUUGAGUAGGAGAUCAGACUACUUUGGAGCUAUAGUUCACUAUCUGGACAUAGGGAGUGACCUGCAAGAGAAAGUUAGACACGCGUAUGCGUAGGACCCUAUCUCUUGUGACCUCCUCAAGAGAGUCAAGGAGGCCCCAGAGACAGAGCCACAUUACCGCACUACAGAGGGUUUGUUAUUCGAGAAGACUAAUGUAGUAGACCGCCUGUGCAUUCCCAACAGUGAGGAGAUCCGUAGUCUAAUCCUAGGGGAAUGCCAUGAUGCAGAGGGACACUUCGGUUGGCAAAAGACGUUAGCCAACCUGAUGCACGCGUACACAUGACCAGGAAUGAAGAGCGACUGCAUAG